AUGGAUCAGGGAAUAGUGAGGGUUGUCAAUGGCGGAUGGAUAGAUGGGCUUACGCGAGAUGCUGUGACGCGACCCGACACGAGCACGAUUCUCUUGGCAACUCUCUACGAACCAUGGGAUCUUUUCACAACACUCGAUAAAGGAGAAGAUAUGGCCGCGACUCAGCCCGUGACUUUGUUACGCGACGUUUGUUCUGGGCACGAUUCUUCCGAGAAGAACUGUUCAGUCAUAUGCACCAGUCCCGAUAAUUUAUUCGCCUCUUGGAAGACUCUCUGGCAAUGUCUGUCGCUCACAGCCCUAACUCUCGCAAACUCCACAUUCUCUACACUUGAUCAACAGCACGGCGGGGUAGGAAAUGGGACCUCAAGGGAGCAGAUCUCGAGCGCCUUGACGUCUUUUGGCAUUACCAAUAGGACAGAUUUUGAUGGAAGGGCGGUUCUGAAUCUGACUUAUGAGUGUGCUGCUGCAAGUUGCCGCGAUACUAGCAUGGGGGAGUGUUCCAUCGGCCAGCUUGACCCUGGGUAUCUUCAGAGUGAGGCCAUUCAGUGGAUCAAAGUGUAUGAGGCUCUUGCGCCGUUGUGCGAUGGACUAGAAAGCGAUAUAAACAUUGAUAUUGCUGGACCUGGAGUACUAAUAACAUACGUCACGCAAACAGCCAUGGUGGUCUUUGCAUGGUUAUUCUUCCUACUGCUAAAAUUCAACAAGUUCAUCAAUACUUCAUCAUCGAUUUUCACCCAUCUCUUUCGAAAAAGAAAUCCGGGUCCCAAUCUCUUGGCUCAUCGUGUAUCAGGUCUUGAACGCCUCGAGCGCACGAAUCUCGCUCACGCAACGAGCACCUUUCUCGCAGAGCUUCACGAAGCACAAUGCUUCUUCGUCGUUGCCAUCGAGAUAGCGCUCAUAAAUGCCAGUUCACGAUCAGCUAUUUUUACUGGCGCAGAGAACUGGCAGAGCCUUCUGUGGAAUCGUGAUAGUGUCCAGUUCCUUGCAGGCAUGGGGGCUUGGCCCAUUAUUCUUGGGCAGAUCUCCCUCCGAAGAGCUGAGCUCGACUCGAUGUACUACCUCCUUCUCUCUACACUUGCGUUGGUACUUGCUGGAGUUGCAGCAGAUACAGCUGCAAAUCCAGACCCAGAUCGGAUUUACAAAAUGUUUCAAGGACAGAAUACACUUGAAGAAUGCGGUGGUCAUCCUUCCCUUCGAACUUUUUGUGUAAAAGAGCGAGAGAGCAUAUACUGGUAUGUCUUUCCGGCUGGAAGUAUAUAUGCUUUCCUCGGAUCACUUGCUAUUCUAUGGUGGGCCAAGAUCUGGAGUCUAUGCAACUCUCCAGCAGCUUUUCUCAAAAAGCAUAAGUCCUUAUCGAAGCGUCAACUUGAGGCAUGGGACUGGAUUCAAAGGAUCGUGAUCAAGGCCUCUCUCCUUGGGAUACACGUUGCUGAAGCUGGUGCUCUUGCUUGCAUUUGUUUCGGACUGGCAGUAAUUCGAGCCCCCUUGCUGAAUUUAUUGCUGAGAGGAGAGACAAGGACUUGGAGUGUUGGGCAGUUGGUGGCUGUACUGAUUUGGGCGCCGGUGAUAUCUAAAUACGCCCAUCUGGCAAUUCUCGGCGUUGAGAAAGGCUUCAGGCUUCGCUUGUCUAAAGCAUUUGAGAUUGUGAAGAGAUCGGAUACGAGGUGA
Messenger RNA from Fusarium fujikuroi IMI 58289, 1668 nucleotides. RefSeq lists its product as uncharacterized. Bases 1 to 1668 code for a protein of 555 amino acids. The record is from RefSeq and is a predicted model, not a curated record. Lineage: Eukaryota; Fungi; Ascomycota; Sordariomycetes; Hypocreales; Nectriaceae. The transcript has 3 exons.